This is a messenger RNA of Xyrauchen texanus (razorback sucker), 1463 nucleotides long. RefSeq names its product GTPase HRas-like. Gene Ontology annotation, biological process: Ras protein signal transduction. NCBI's taxonomy places the organism in Eukaryota, Metazoa, Chordata, Actinopteri, Cypriniformes, Catostomidae. Gene Ontology annotation, molecular function: GTP binding; GDP binding; GTPase activity. The record is from RefSeq and is a predicted model, not a curated record. Gene Ontology annotation, cellular component: plasma membrane. Bases 199 to 801 code for a protein of 200 amino acids. The transcript has 6 exons.
CAUGAUGUCAUCAGAUUUCACUGGUAGGAUGAGUGACAAAGCAUUACUAAUCAUUACUACAAAGCUAAUAAAGAGUCAUUUAACAGUGAUGUCAUGAAGCCUCAAGUUAAUUUUUUAAUUUUGGAUAUGUGCUAGGCACUGACGAUGACCGAUCACAUUCAUAGGCUAAUACAGAUGCAGUACAACAAAUAAAAGAAAAUGUGUGGAGAGAGGUUGCAGAGGAGUGAAGGCAUGACUGAAUAUAAACUGGUGGUGGUGGGAGCUGGAGGCGUCGGCAAGAGUGCUCUCACUAUCCAGCUUAUACAGAAUCACUUUGUGGAUGAAUAUGACCCCACUAUAGAGGAUUCGUACAGGAAGCAGGUCGUGAUUGACGGAGAGACUUGUCUACUGGAUAUCUUGGACACUGCAGGUCAGGAGGAGUACAGCGCCAUGAGGGACCAGUACAUGAGGACCGGGGAGGGCUUCCUCUGUGUCUUUGCCAUUAAUAACAGCAAGUCCUUUGAGGACAUUCACCAAUACAGGGAGCAGAUCAAACGGGUGAAGGAUUCAGACGAUGUGCCCAUGGUGCUUGUUGGUAAUAAAUGUGAUCUGCCAGCUCGGACAGUGGACACACGGCAAGCGCAAGAGCUCGCCCGAAGUUACGGCAUCCCAUUCAUUGAGACCUCGGCCAAAACCAGACAAGGUGUGGAGGACGCAUUUUAUACCCUUGUACGGGAGAUCCGUCAACACAAAAUGAGGAAGCUGAACCCUCCAGACGAGAGCGGACAGGACUGCAUGAGCUGCCGUUGCGUUGUGUCGUGAUCAAGCUGACUAGCGGGAGUUGGGAGAAUUUGACCCACGGUUCCGUAUGGCAGAAUGGCCCAGAGAGGAAAGACUAUCAUGUCAUCUGAAAGAGACUGUUUAUGAAAAGCAAGCAAGGACCCUUGCGAAUCGAACAUUUGAAACAGGAAGGAGCCUUGAUUUGACCACCUGAGUGACCUCUCUGGGUGUUCACAUCUGCCUGAUCAUCACCACUAAUGACUUAAUUGUUUAUGUUCUUUAUUUGUAACCCCAGUGUGCUAAUACUCUGUGGGCUCUGUGGAUUUCUGCUAAAUUAUUGUUCUUGAAGUCUCAACACUGGUCUUAAACGGACUUUGCAUCUCUCCUGACCUCAACGUCAUUCAAACAAACCUUCCUCUGCUCAGAUUGCAAGGACUGGACACUAGUGACCUCAUCCCAUGUCCCCUGAUCCCUUCAGUUGCACCUCACGGAAAGCAUAUCGGGUUGGGUGUAGAAAGUUGGAAGCUAUGUUCAAUUUAUUCUUAAAGAAGUCGCUCCUCAAAGAUAUUUGUUUCACUUAAUAUUCAGUUUUAACAACCUUUGUGAAUAAGGGGCUUUGAAAUCCAAACGGGAGCAUUAGUUAUGUGUAUGUUAUGAAAAUAAAAAGGCUGACUGGAUUUUCAAUAAUAAAACUGUUGAGCUGU